Messenger RNA from Aspergillus japonicus CBS 114.51, 1179 nucleotides. RefSeq names its product zinc-binding alcohol dehydrogenase family protein. The coding region runs from base 64 to 1179 and encodes 371 amino acids. The record is from RefSeq and is a predicted model, not a curated record. The transcript has a single exon. NCBI's taxonomy places the organism in Eukaryota, Fungi, Ascomycota, Eurotiomycetes, Eurotiales, Aspergillaceae. Gene Ontology annotation, molecular function: oxidoreductase activity, acting on NAD(P)H.
CCGACAUUGUGUCCCUGUGUAGGAUAUAUAACCUUACUCCCGAGUCCACACCACACCCUUGAUAUGCCACCCAACCAAGCAGCUUGGCUUGUCCGUUCUAAGGGCCAUCCCUUCGAAGUUCGAUCUGCUCCCUACACACGCCCACAUGAAGGACAAAUUGCCGUACGAACCCACGCCGUGGCCAUCAACCCAAUUGACUGGACGGUUCAAGGCCAGGGUACCACCCUGAUGUACCAAUGGCUAUCCUACCCUACCAUCUUGGGCACUGAUGUAGCCGGAGAGGUGGUCGAGGUUGGACCGAAUGUCACCACAUUCUGCGUCGGAGAUCGUGUACUCGGCAAAGCAUGCGGCACCGACGAGAAGAUCAAUUCUCACACCCAAGGCGGCUUUCAACUGUAUGUCAUCCUCGCUGCACAUAUGGCCUGUCCUAUUCCCGACCGAGUAUCAUUUGAGCAGGCCGCAGUGCUGCCCCUGGGGGUUUGCACCGCCGCAUGCGGGCUUUUUGAACCCGACCAGCUCAAUCUCAAGCCCCCAUGCGCUCGCCCGGAGCCCACCGGCCAGACCGUCAUCAUCUGGGGUGGGGCUAGCAGUGUCGGUACCUGCGCAGUCCAGCUCGCUCGAGCUGCGGGAUAUCAAGUUUUCGCCACCGCCUCACCCAAGAACUUCGAGCUGGUGACACGAUUAGGCGCCAGUCGGGUCUUUGAUUACCGCAGCGAGACGGUCGUCGCGGACAUGAUCGCUGCGUGCCAGGGAGAGACUGUGGCAGGCGCACUGACUGUGGGGGCCAAUGCGGCGGAUUGCUGUUUUGAUAUUCUCGCUCAAUGCACCGGGCCCCGAUUUAUCUCCAUGGCUGCGUAUCCAGUCCCACAGCCGCCGCCAACACAUCUCACGGUUCCUCGUACAGCCCUCGCAUUCAUGGUCGGCAAUUCAAAGUACUGGUACAAGUCCCGCAUGCGAGGAAUCAAGUACAAAUACAUCUUUGCCAGCACGCUCUAUCACAACGGGGUGGGGGCCAUGCUUUUCCAGCAGUAUUUGCCGCAGGCUUUGGCCGAGGGCCGGUUUUGGGCAGCACCUGAGCCGCUCGUGUAUGGCAAGGGCCUGGCGGAGAUUCAAGGGGCAGUGGAUUUCCAUAAGUCGGGAGUGUCUGCGAAGAAGGUGGUUGUGCUGCUGGAUGAUUGA